Anarrhichthys ocellatus (wolf-eel) is the source of this 7046-nucleotide messenger RNA. RefSeq names its product myosin-7-like. Gene Ontology annotation, biological process: cardiac muscle contraction; muscle filament sliding; sarcomere organization. Gene Ontology annotation, molecular function: microfilament motor activity; actin filament binding; ATP binding. The transcript is spliced from 39 exons. The record is from RefSeq and is a predicted model, not a curated record. Gene Ontology annotation, cellular component: cytoplasm; myosin filament; myosin II complex. The coding region runs from base 111 to 5918 and encodes 1935 amino acids. Lineage: Eukaryota; Metazoa; Chordata; Actinopteri; Perciformes; Anarhichadidae.
CCCCGUCUGCCCUGUUACAGUCUCAGCAGCAGCUUCCUCUUCACCUGGCCUCCGUCACUGAGGUAUUCUGAAGUCUCACCUGUCAUCUGAGCUGAAUCCACCGUGCAGCCAUGGGGGAUUCAGUGACGUCUGUGUUUGGGAUGGCUGCCUCGUACCUGAGGAAGUCGGACAAGGAGCGCAUGGAGGCCUCCACGCGGCCCUUCGACAUAAAGAAGGAAUGCUUCAUCCCCGAUUCAGUGGAAGAGUUUGUGAAGGCAACCAUCGCUAGCCGAGAUGGCGACAAGGUCACCGUGGAGACGCAGCACGGGAAGACUGUGGUGGUCAAAGCAUCCGAGGUUCUGCAACAGAAUCCUCCAAAGUUUGACAAGAUCGAGGACAUGGCCAUGUUGACCUUCCUCCAUGAACCAGCUGUGCUAUUUAACCUCAAAGAGCGUUAUGCGGCAUGGAUGAUCUAUACCUACUCUGGACUCUUCUGUGUGACUGUCAACCCCUACAAGGGGCUGCCAGUCUACAACCAAGAGGUGGUUGUUGCCUAUAGAGGAAAGAAGAGGGCUGAAGCUCCUCCUCACAUCUUCUCCAUCUCUGACAAUGCAUACCAGUACAUGCUGACUGACCGCGAAAACCAGUCAAUUUUGAUCACUGGAGAAUCUGGUGCAGGAAAGACUGUCAACACAAAGCGAGUCAUCCAGUAUUUUGCAAGUAUUGCAGCUGGAACCGUAAAGAAAGACCCCAAUGCCAAGGACAAGGGUACCCUGGAGGAUCAAAUCAUUCAGGCCAACCCUGCUCUGGAGGCCUUUGGUAAUGCCAAGACCAUCAGGAAUGACAACUCUUCCAGAUUUGGUAAAUUCAUCCGAAUUCAUUUUGAUGCCAGGGGAAAGGUAGCCUCUGCUGAUAUUGAAACAUACCUUCUGGAGAAGUCCCGUGUGACCUUCCAGCUCAAGGCUGAGAGAGAUUACCACAUUUUCUACCAGAUUCUGUCCAACAAGAAGCCUGAACUCCUGGAGAUGCUGUUGAUCACAAAUAAUCCCUAUGACUACGCCUUCAUCUCUCAGGGGGAAACCCAAGUGACCUCCAUUGAUGAUUCAGAGGAACUGAUGGCAACAGAUGAAGCCUUUGACGUUUUGGGAUUUACUCAAGAGGAAAAGAACUCUGUAUACAAGCUGACUGGUGCCAUCAUGCAUCACGGCAACAUGAAGUUCAAGACCAAGCAGCGUGAGGAGCAGGCAGAGGCUGAUGGCACUGAAGAUGUUGACAAAGUCGCAUAUCUGAUGGGCCUGAACUCUGCCGACCUCAUCAAAGGUCUUUGUCACCCAAGAGUCAAAGUAGGAAAUGAGUGGGUCACCAAGGGACAAAGUGUCGCUCAAGUGACCUAUGCCGUUGGAGCUCUAUCCAAGGCUAUUUAUGAAAAGAUGUUUUUUUGGAUGGUUGUUAGAAUCAACCAGUCACUGGAGACCAGGCAGCCUCGUCAGUACUUCAUUGGUGUACUGGACAUUGCUGGAUUUGAAAUCUUUGAUUUCAACACCUUUGAGCAGAUGUGCAUCAACUUCACCAAUGAAAAGCUGCAACAGUUUUUCAACCACCACAUGUUUGUGCUGGAGCAGGAAGAGUACAAGAAAGAGGGCAUUGAAUGGACUUUCAUAGAUUUUGGUAUGGACUUGCAGGCCUGUAUUGACCUGAUUGAAAAGCCCAUGGGUAUCAUGUCCAUCCUUGAAGAGGAGUGCAUGUUCCCCAAAGCCUCUGAUGCCACCUUUAAAUCAAAGCUCUAUGACAACCAUCUGGGGAAAUCUGCCAACUUCCAGAAGCCCAGAAUUGUCAAAGGAAAACCAGAGGCUCAUUUUGCCCUGAUGCACUAUGCUGGAACUGUUGAUUAUAAUAUUGUCAACUGGCUGGUGAAGAACAAGGAUCCUCUGAACGAGACCGUUGUAGGACUCUACCAGAAGUCUAAUCUCAGGGUGUUAUCUGUCAUCUUUGCAAAUUAUGCUGGAGCUGAAUCAGCUGGGGUUGACAAAAAAGAGAAGAAGAAGAAGGGAUCAUCGUUUCAAACUGUGUCCGCUCUUCACAGGGAGAACCUGAACAAGCUGAUGACCAACUUGAGGUCUACUCACCCUCACUUUGUCCGCUGCAUCAUCCCCAAUGAGACCAAGACUCCUGGGGCCAUGGAGAACCCUCUGGUGAUGCACCAGCUGCGCUGUAACGGUGUGCUGGAAGGCAUCAGGAUCUGCAGAAAGGGCUUCCCCAACAGGAUCCUCUAUGGAGAUUUCAAACAGAGAUAUCGCAUCUUGAAUCCUGCCGCCAUCCCUGACGGCCAGUUCAUUGACAGCAGGAAGGGAGCUGAGAAACUUCUUGGGUCUCUGGAUAUUGAUCACAAUCAGUACAAGUUUGGACAUACAAAGGUGUUCUUCAAGGCUGGUUUGCUGGGUCUACUUGAGGAGCUAAGAGACGAGCGCCUCUCCAAAAUCAUCACUGCUAUUCAAGCCAGAUCCCGUGGUCUGUUGUCUCGUAUUGAGUAUCAGAAGAUGGUGGAACGCAGAGAAGCAUUACUAGUGAUCCAAUGGAAUGUCCGUUCAUUCAUGGGGGUCAAGAAUUGGCCCUGGAUGAAGCUCUUCUUCAAGAUCAAACCUCUGUUGAGAUCUGCUGAAUCAGAAAAGGAGAUGGCCAACAUGAAGGAAGAAUUCCUGAAGCUGAAAGAGGCUUACGCAAAAUCUGAGGCUCGUAGAAAGGAACUCGAGGAGAAAAUGGUCUCUCUUCUUCAAGAGAAGAACGACUUGCAACUCCAAGUCCAAGCGGAGCAAGAUAAUCUUUGUGAUGCUGAGGAAAGAUGCGAGGGGCUGAUCAAAAGCAAGAUUCAGCUGGAGGGUAAAUCCAAAGAGCUGUCUGAGAGACUGGAGGAUGAGGAGGAGAUGAAUGCUGAACUGACUGCUAAGAAGAGGAAGCUGGAGGAUGAGUGCUCUGAGCUGAAGAAAGACAUUGAUGACUUAGAGUUGACUCUGGCUAAAGUGGAGAAAGAGAAGCACGCCACUGAGAACAAGGUGAAGAACCUGGUGGAAGAGAUGGCUGCUCAGGAUGAAAUCAUUGCCAAGUUGACCAAGGAAAAGAAAGCCUUACAGGAAGCUCAUCAGCAAACGCUGGAUGAUCUGCAGAGUGAAGAAGACAAAGUCAACACUCUGACCAAGGCCAAGACUAAGCUGGAGCAGCAAGUGGAUGAUCUUGAAGGAUCUCUUGAGCAAGAGAAGAAGGUUCGAAUGGACCUUGAGAGAGCCAAGAGAAAGCUGGAGGGCGACUUAAAGUUGACCCAGGAGACUGUGAUGGAUUUAGAAAAUGACAAGCAACAACUCGAGGAGCGCCUGAAAAAGAAAGACUUUGAGAUCAGCCAGCUGAACAGCAAAAUUGAAGAUGAACAGGCCCUGAUUAUUCAACUCCAGAAGAAGCUGAAAGAGCUGCAGGCACGUGUCGAGGAGCUGGAGGAAGAGCUGGAGGCAGAGCGAGCUGCCCGAGCCAAGGUGGAGAAGCAGAGAGCAGACUUGGCCAGAGAGCUGGAGGAGAUCAGUGAGAGGCUGGAGGAGGCCGGUGGAGCAACAUCCGCCCAGAUUGAGAUGAACAAGAAGAGGGAGGCCGAGUUCCAGAAACUCCGCAGAGACCUCGAAGAGGCCACUCUGCAGCAUGAAGCCACUGCUGCCACACUCAGGAAGAAACAAGCCGACAGUGUGGCCGACCUGGGAGAGCAGAUUGACAACCUGCAGAGAGUCAAGCAGAAACUGGAGAAGGAGAAGAGUGAGUUCAGACUGGAGCUGGAUGACGUGGUCUCCAGUAUGGAACAAAUAGUAAAGUCUAAGACUAACUUGGAGAAGGCCUGCAGAACUUUGGAGGAUCAAAUGAAUGAAUACAGGAACAGGUAUGAUGAAAGUCAGAGAUCUCUUAAUGACUUCACCACCCAGAAAGCCAAGCUUCAAUCUGAGAACGAUGAGUUUUCAAGGCAGCUGGAGGAGAAAGAAUCUCUUGUUUCUCAGCUUACCAGAGGAAAAAAUUCCUACAAUCAACAACUUGAAGAUUUAAAAAGACAACUAGAGGAGGAAAUAAAGGCCAAGAAUGCUUUAGCCCAUGCAGUGCAGUCAGCUCGUCAUGACUGUGACCUCCUCAGGGAGCAGUAUGAGGAGGAGCAGGAGGCCAAGGCUGAACUGCAGCGCGGCAUGUCCAAGGCCAACUCUGAGGUGGCUCAGUGGAGAACUAAGUACGAAACUGAUGCCAUCCAGAGAACCGAGGAACUGGAGGAGGCCAAGAAGAAGCUGACUCAGCGUCUGCAGGAUGCUGAGGAGGCUGUUGAAGCAGUGAACGCUAAAUGUUCAUCUCUGGAGAAGACCAAACACAGGCUGCAGAAUGAGAUUGAAGAUCUCAUGGUGGAUGUGGAGAGGUCUAAUGCUGCUGCUGCUGCUCUGGACAAGAAGCAAAGAAACUUUGACAAGGUGUUGGCAGAAUGGAAACAGAAGUAUGAAGAGUCUCAGUGUGAGUUGGAGAGCUCUCAGAAGGAAGCCAGGUCUAUGAGCACUGAGCUCUUCAAACUCAAGAACUCCUAUGAAGAAUCUCUUGAACAUCUGGAGACCAUGAAGAGGGAGAACAAGAAUCUGCAGGAGGAGAUUUCUGACGUCACUGAGCAACUUGGUGAGGGAGGAAAAACCGUUCAUGAGUUGGAGAAACUCCGUAAGCAGCUGGAGCAGGAAAAGAGCGAGAUUCAGUCUGCCCUUGAGGAAGCUGAGGGUUCUCUGGAGCAUGAGGAGGGCAAGAUUCUCAGAGCCCAGCUUGAGUUCAACCAGAUUAAGGCAGACAUGGAUCGUAAAGUAGUUGAGAAAGACGAGGAGAUGGAGCAGUCCAAGAGGAACCUGCAGAGGAUGAUUGACACCCUGCAGAGCUCUCUUGAGGCAGAGACUCGCAGCAGGAAUGAGGCUCUCCGUUUGAAGAAGAAAAUGGAGGGAGACCUCAAUGAGAUGGAGAUCCAGCUGAGCCAGGCCAACAGGCAGGCGGCAGAGGCCCAGAAACAACUCAAGGCUGUUCAUGCACAUCUGAAGGAUGCUCAGCUCCAGCUUGAUGACUCUCUGCGAUGCAAUGAUGAUCUGAAGGAAAACAAUGCCAUGGUCGAGAGACGCAACAACUUGCUUCAGACUGAGCUGGAGGAGCUCAGGGCUGCUCUGGAGCAAACGGAGAGAGGUCGCAAACUUGCUGAGCAAGAGCUGCUGGACGUUAGUGAAAGGGUGCAGCUACUGCACUCACAGAACACCAGCCUGAUAAACCAAAAGAAGAAGCUGGAAGCUGAUACAUCCCAGCUUCAGACAGAAGUAGAAGAAGCGGUGCAGGAGUGCAGAAAUACUGAAGAGAAGGCCAAGAAGGCCAUUACUGAUGCUGCCAUGAUGGCAGAGGAGCUGAAGAAAGAGCAGGACACCAGCGCUCACCUGGAGCGCAUGAAGAAGAACAUGGAGCAAACCAUCAAAGACCUGCAGCACCGUCUGGAUGAAGCUGAACAGAUCGCCUUGAAGGGAGGCAAGAAGCAGUUGCAGAAGCUCGAGGCCAGGGUGAGGGAGCUGGAAAGUGAAGUGGAAAUGGAGCAGAAGAAAAGUGGUGACACUGUGAAGGGCAUCCGUAAAUACGAGCGCCGCAUCAAGGAACUGACCUAUCAGACUGAGGAGGACCGCAAGAAUAUUGCCAGGCUCCAAGAUCUGGUGGAUAAGCUGCAGCUGAAAGUGAAAGCCUACAAGAGAGCUGCUGAAGAGGCUGAGGAGCAGGCUAAUGUUCAUCUUGGCAAGUUACGCAAGCAGCAGCACGAGCUGGAUGAGGCUGAGGAGAGAGCCGACAUCUCUGAGUCUCAGGUCAACAAGCUGCGUGCCAAGACCCGUGACGCUGGCUCCAAGAAAGGGUUUGAUGAGGAGUGAAGCUUUGGAACCUGGAGAAAUCCUUUUGCCUGCUGUGUGAUGUAGAUUUACAACCAAGUGCUCGGCCCACAUUGAGUUUCCUGAAAUUUCGAGAAUAUAGUUUUAAUACUUUGGAAAAAAAAGACAUAAAUUGCGAUAAUUCAUUUUUAAUUCAAUUAGACUAAAGUCUUAAUAAUCCCCCCCCAAAAACUUGUAAUAUUAGCAAAAUGAAGACGUAACUUUAAGUCGAGAUUUUCAUACUUGUGGUAGCAAACAGAUGAGAGCGGUGUCGUCAAAUGAUUGAUGUUUCACCAAUCAUAUUAUGAGAGUAAGAUGAAAGCAGUUACAUGAUGGAUGAGCCAAUAACCAGAUGGGUUUUGUAGCAGCAGCUGGAGCUCAGCAGUGUUCUGGUUUUCUCCAGACAGCUGAGAACAGAGUUCCGUCAUGGUGCUGAUGUGAAUGAUGUGAUGGCAGCCAAACUCUACCUGUCCUACAGUCUACUGUGCAUUAUGUUAUUACUCUGCACUCUGCUGAUAUGAUAGCACCUCAUCUCACCCUGGAUGAGACUAGGUUUAGGGAAGUGUCUGUGCACUGCUCUUCACUGAAGGUGGAAAACUGAAACUAACUGUUUAAAAACAUCAUAAAUCUCACCAUUGUGUGGCUAAUUGUCCACAAAAAUGUAAACUUCACCACCUCCGAUAAAGUGCUGCACACAGCUGGAUUCCUCAGCUUUUCAAUGGGAAGCGUCCUGGAGUAGAGAGACCCAAACAUAGCAAGGGUGACUGAAAGGGAGGGAGGAGCAGAGGAGACGUGACAAUACGGUCCAAACAUCAGUCCAAAUAACUGUAGGCCACAGUAGCCUAUGGACUGUCAAGAAAUGCUAAAACAUGCCCCUGCAAUCCAACUAUAAGCAUAACAUACUGUAUGCGUAGAAGCAACCUUUUCUGUUUUGACUUUAUUCUCAAAAUAUUGAGAAUUUUUUUCAUGAAAUAUUUCAACUUCUUUCUUGUAAUAUGAUGACUUAAUUCUCGAAAUCUCAGAUCUUUUUUUUUCUAACAGUGAUUUUAAGACUCCAUCAUAUAUAUCCCUAAACUAUUAACUAUUCACAGCCUGUAGUGCUUAAUAAAAUCUCAUCAAGCUGUUGCACAA